Branchiostoma floridae (Florida lancelet) is the source of this 5121-nucleotide messenger RNA. RefSeq names its product transient receptor potential cation channel subfamily M member-like 2. Gene Ontology annotation, molecular function: ligand-gated calcium channel activity. The transcript is spliced from 26 exons. NCBI's taxonomy places the organism in Eukaryota, Metazoa, Chordata, Leptocardii, Amphioxiformes, Branchiostomatidae. Gene Ontology annotation, biological process: calcium ion transmembrane transport. The coding region runs from base 496 to 3888 and encodes 1130 amino acids. The record is from RefSeq and is a predicted model, not a curated record. Gene Ontology annotation, cellular component: membrane.
ACAAACUUGCUCAGGGUUUGAAUUCCUUGCUUUGCUUCAAACAUUUCUCUAAAAUCAACCCCACAGUAGUUGAGUGCUGCUGUAAAACGAUAAAAUAUUCAAAGUGAGAGAUACGACUCUAUUUCAUAAACAAGAUAGGUAAAUACUGCUUGGGGAAAAACAAACAAAAACACCGGCGGCCAAAUAAACAGAAACACCGCCAAACGAAAAAAAAAAACCCACCGCCAGCUUGUGAGAGAAAACGCCACCGUGUAUCCACAACUCCCCUAGCUCAUUGUAAACCCCAGGCCUACACUAACCGGUCGAACUAGUUUUUCUCUUAGCUGUGGGUGGGUCAAAGGUCACUACUACAUGCAAAAUGGUUCAGUUGUGUGUUGGUGUCUGCUGACCAUUUAGUGUCGACGUCCGCUACAGAUUACAAUACUCAGCAUUUCAGUUAUGAAACAACAAGGAUGUUAAGGGCAUUUACAAGCUACAGAGAAAACCAACAAACCAAUGAUGAGCAGUAGGAAACGUCUAAAGACCGAAGAGGAUACACCCCUGACAGUGACAAGCGAUGAUGCUGAUGGCCCUUCUGCGAAACUGAGGACCUUUGUCAGCCAGCACCGUGAUCGCGGAGUAGUGGACGGGUCUUUCGGGGAACUCAAGUUCCGCAGCUACGGGCAGGCGUCGCCGUACGUACGAGUGACGAAGGACAUUGACCCUGAAGUCUUAUGGGAGUUAAUGACGUCAUGCUGGGACAUGAAACCCCCGAAUUUGAUCAUAUCCGUGGUCGGUGGAGACGCCAAGUUUGUCUUGAAAGAACGGCUUAAGAAAGUUAACAAGGGUCUGGCUAAUGCAGCUCUUAGCACAGGAGCGUGGAUCAUCACUGCCGGCUUACACCGCGGCGUGUCCAAGUACGUGGGGGAAGCGAUCUGGGGCGGGGCGAACUGUCUGUCCGACUCCGGACAUCCCGCCGUCAACCUGGUCGGGAUCACCACAUGGGGAAACGUGCACAACAGGCACAGGCUGCAGGGGCAGAAGGGAAUCGGAAGGUUUUCUGUAAGAUACAGAUUGCAAAAGGAGACGGCACCUCUGGACCUGAAUCACACACACUUCAUCCUGGUGGACGACGGGACAGUAGAAACUGAAGGCUGGUCUGAUGUGGAGGUGCGGACCAGACUGGAACAGUACAUCGGACAGCAGGCCAUAGGACAAGGCGCCAAAGGCCGGACGAUUCCCGUAGUCCUGUUGCUGAUAGAGGGAGGAUCCACCACCUUAAAGAGCACCAAGAAAGCGUUAAGAAGAGGAAUUCCUGUCGUCAUCUUGGACGGAAGUGGAGGUGCGGCAGACGUCAUCGCAUUGGCUGCCCGGAAGAAGAUAAAGAAUGAGCUCUUGAAGCUGGAAGAUGUUGAGGAGAAGCUGAGAUCCGCCCUAGACCUGAAGUGGGAAGGAGCACACGCCCCUCCUUACGUCAUCAGCCUCAUGAGAUAUCUCAACAGCAUCCUGAAGGAGGAGAACCGGAACCUGGUGACAGUGGUGCGUCUGAAUGAGUCUGACGCCAUGGACAUUGACGAAGGUUUACUGCGGGCGCUCCUAAAAGCGGAAAUUGCGUCACCGGAAGACCAGUUGGACCUGGCGCUGGACUGGAAAACGAGCGGCAGCGCCUGGCAGGACGAGAUCUUCACACGGAACCGGAUACGGAAACUGCAGAGUGUGAACAAAGACCCGUAUAUGGUCAUGGCGCUGCUGCAAGAUAACGCUGAGGUGGUGGAGAUGCUGUUGGACAACGGGAUGUACCUACCGACAUUCCUCACCAAGCAGAGGCUUACGGAACUCUACAUUAAGGCUCUGUAUGACAUGGCUAAUGACGGUAGCGCGACGACUCUGAACAGACUGAUAGAAGAAGAGAAGGACAGCCGGCAGCCGGAGCAGCACCGAGAGCUGCUGGACCUAUCUGACGUGGAUGCUGUCAUCUGUGGCAGACUUCUGGAGAGCCAGAUGAAAACAAUGCUGAGAAUGACAGAAGGAGACUUCAGGAAUGACAGUGAAGAUGAUAAUGAUAAUGACGAUGAAGAUGAUGAUGACGAAGACGGUGUAGCUGAGAGAAACCUGUUCUUCUGGUCUGUCCUGACAACGAGAAAAGCGACUGCCCGCUUGCUAUGGAGGAGGGGAACCGACCAGAUUGCUACAGCACUUACAGCAAGCAAGAUGCUGAAAGAAUUGUCUUCUCUAUCCAAGACAGAGGGACAACUUGACGAGCAUAAACAUCAUUCCAACCUUGCUGAACAACUUGAGACGGACGCCACUGGUGUGUUGGACGAGUGUUACCGACUGGACCCCCGGCGGACCCUCGGCCUCCUAACCCGGCCCCAGCCCCGCUGGGGGGAGGGGUCCUGCAUGGCCAUCGCCAACUCCGGCAAGCACAUGGCGUUUAUGAGCCACGCCGCCUGUCAGACCAACCUCAACAGGGUGUGGUUCGGCAACAUGGAGUGGUUCACCCCGCUCUGGAAGGUUAUCUUGUCCCUGGUCUUCUUUCCCAUCACUGUCUUCACUAUCAACUUCACUGAUGACGUCAGACGGACCGUUAGGACGUUCGGCUGCACUCCCGCGCAUGCGCACCGCUCAGGUAUCAGGAGGUAUCUCCGAGCCAUAUACCACUACCAGACGGCACCUAUAACCAAGUUCUAUUACACUGUGGUGUUCUACGUCGUGUUUUUGAUGCUCUUCAGUCUGUUUCUGUUGACUGACCUCCGACCCGAGGUCAUCAGCCCCUCGGAAGGGUUCCUGGCAGCAGUGAUGGGUGUUCAGUUACUGGACGAGAUCAGACAGAUCGUGUCUCAAGACGCUCAUAGCUGCUUACGUAAGCUCCAGGUGUGGCAGAGUGACGUGUGGAACCGUAUGGACGCCGCCAUCUUGGUGACGUUCUUCCUGUCCUUCAUCAUGCACUGCGCGCUGCGGGACAGCGGCAUGGCGGCGGUGAAGGUCGUGUAUUCCUGCGCGCUCAUCCUGGCGUUUUACCGCCCGCUUCAGAUGUUCUACGUCCACGAGAAGAUAGGCCCGAAGAUCAUCAUGAUACGAGAAAUGCUUCAGGAUCUCCUCAUCUUCCUGAGUUUCCUGGUAGUGUUCGUCCUGGCGUUCGGAGUCGUGCGGCAGGCCCUCCUCACGCCCAACAGUCUGCUGAGCUGGAAGCUGUUUGUGGAUGUGGUGCGGAUUCCCUACUGGCUCAUAUAUGCACAGCUGCUGACGGACCCCGAGGGACAUGUGGCCGGGCCAUGGCUCGUGUCUAUCCUCCAGGCUGUCUACGUACUUGUUACCAAUGUACUGCUCAUCAACCUGCUUAUCGCUAUGUUUAAUUACUCAUUCCAGAGUAUACAGGGCACAGCGGAACAGUUCUGGAAGUAUCACCGGUACUCUCUCGUGCAUGAGUACGUCGGGCGGCCGUGGGGGGCUCCCCCGCUGACACUUGUACCGCUGACGUGGAGGUUUGUACGUGCCGUGUGGAAAGCUGCCCCCAGUAAGGACAGUGUGUCGGGUCAAAAACAAUCAAGACGAUUGGUUUCUGGAGGAAGAGGCAGGCAGACCUUGUCUUCUGAUGCACACACGGCAAUCCCAGAAGUGCAACGUCAGCGGAUCUUCCAGAAGCUCGGCGCCGAAAACUACAUUCUUAAGGAGAAACAGAAGAGCAGCAGUGAAAUGUCGGAAGAAAUUAAUGAAUUGAAACGGCGCAUGGAUGAGCUGAGUGAGCAGAUAGCUGCCCUAUCACACCGUGACCGAUGUUACUAUGACUCGUCCUCUGGGGAAGAGGAUAUCGAUGACAACCAUAAAAGGGACGUGUGUCAACCGUCUCAGCAACAAGAGGUCCGGAGGGAGUCCCGAGUACAUGGGAAACUAGACACUGUCGUCUGAAUGUCGUCUUUUAGAUGGAUCAUCAUUACGUAAUCAGCAUCAGCAUCACUAUUAUCUUUAUCAUCAUCUAAGUCAUCAUCAUAUCAUCAUCAUCGUCAUCACCACACCCCUAUCAUAAUCAUCAUCACCAUUGCCACCUUCAUCACAUCAACAUCACCACUAUCGUAUCAUAUCAUCAUAAUUAUCACCACUACCAUCAUCAUCGUCGUAAGAUUAUUAUUAUCAUCAUUACUUAUUCGCAUUAUCAGUCUCUUAACUAUAUCGUUAGUUGUCAGUCGUAGGGACAAUAUGGAUACAGGAAAAUAGUGAAAAAGAUGGGUACAUGAUAUCACAUGGGCUAUAGGAUUGAAAUAUAUUUAUAUCAAGGCUCAAUCUGUAAAACAUUAAUGAAUUCUCUUAACACAAUCCAGUUAGAAUGACUUUUAAUCAAAAUCUCUCGUCUUUUACAGGAAUGGUAAUCAAUAAUCACGUUGUAACUUCAACUGCCGUACAAAGAUACGGAUUAUAUAGUUACAUAUUACUGAAUUAUAGCACUUUUGUAAUAAGUAUGUAAAUAGCGCUCUAAUUUGCAUUGUUGGGAUCUAUGCAUAUUAAUCCACCUGGUAUAGAUGAUAUGCAUUACAAUUAAAAUUCUUAUAUUAUAAUAUUAGAUAAUCAUAAAGCUGUUUUUCCUCCCAGUUCUCUUGUCGUGGUAAAUCUUUAUAGCGUCGUAUCAUAUAAUAGAGUAUAAUGUAUUCUAGUUUUGACAUUCAUCGUAGAAUAGUAUUAUAUUACUAAACCAAGUUACGCUACCAAAUCAAAUGCUGUUGAUAAAGACAUAUUUUAUAUGAUAACCGUUUAACUAUUAUAUUAAGCUAUUAUAUAGGUCACAAUUAAGUUAUGAGAUAAUUUAUAAUCAUACUAUUAUAUCGUUGCUAUCACAUACAGACAAAAAUGCCCAAGGAGAAGACAACUAAGGUGACCAAUAAUAUCAGGUCUGUAUAUGUGGGCAGGUGUAACGAAAGACUGAAUCACCUAUACUUGAUUGGAACAAAAUCUAAGAAGUGGCCAAAGAAACCAAAAGUGGCCACAUUGACCAUCCAGUUCCUCUGUAGAGACGAUAACUCGAGUAGGUUUAACCGUUACGGUACUACAAAAUAAGGACUAAUGACAUCUGGUUUAAUUUAUAAGCCAUGGAACCUGGUACAGAGUAUAUACUUUCUUUACUUAAAUUAUAAAUAUAGGACUCAUUUA